Messenger RNA from Gekko japonicus, 498 nucleotides. Its product is annotated as N-acylneuraminate-9-phosphatase-like. The annotation marks the transcript as partial. The transcript has a single exon. NCBI's taxonomy places the organism in Eukaryota, Metazoa, Chordata, Lepidosauria, Squamata, Gekkonidae. The record is from RefSeq and is a predicted model, not a curated record.
CAGGUGGUAAAUGCCUUACAGACGGAGCAUCACUGUGAUGAGAGAGAAGCCCACAUGAUCUGUGACAAAGUCCAAGCUAAACUCCUCAAAGAGUGUCAUGACCCUUCCAAGAUGUGUAUUACUGACUUCAGGAUUCAACACUGGGAAGAAGCUAUACAAGAAACAAAGGGAGGACGAGCCAAUCGGAAUCUGGCUUCGGAAUGUUAUUUCCUUUGGAAAACCACCCGCCUGAAAUAUUUGACCUUAGCGGAAGAGACUAGAGGGAUGCUCAGGGACCUUAGGAAAGUUGUCCGUUUGCUUCUGCUGACGAAUGGAGACACACAGACACAGAGAGAAAAGAUUGAAGCUUGUGCCUGCCAGCCCUACUUUGAUGCUAUCGUAGUUGGUGGAGAACAGAAAGAGGAGAAACCAGCGCCGUCUAUAUUUCAUCACUGCUGUGAACUUCUGGGUGUUCAGCCUGAGGACUGUGUGAUGGUUGGUGACUCUCUAGAUACAGAC